AGGAGGGAGUGGAUAGAGAGAGAAAGCGGGCUGUGGGAGGAGAAGGAGCGGGGGGGUGGGGGAGCCAGAGAGAGAGAGAGAGUGGGGGCACUCGCCGACACACACGGAGAAAGAGAGAGCACUUUUUAUGGGUGAUUGAGGGGACCUCGUGUGGCUUCGAGCAUCUCCCCCCUCCGUCCCCCUUGGCUCAGUUUAAUGUGUCAAACCGUCGCUCGGUCGCCGUCAGGCCUCGUCAAAUUAUUUAUAACCGAACAGCAAAUUUGAUGGGACGCGCUCACACGAGCAAGACAAUCCCGGAAAUAACAUGCGUACUCUCAGCCUGUCACGUACGCUCACAGUGGAUUUGCAUUGCUGUAGGCUGCCGUAGGUAAGCUCUGCCGGUAAACUGUACUCUCCUUGAGGGGCCAUUUCAUUGACUUUAUUUAACGUUUAAGACUAUUAACGUUAAAUUGUCUCUACCUAAUGGGUGUUUCGACCGAAUUUGUAAAUUGGGGUCGUUUGAGGAGAGAAACGAUGGCAGCGCUGCCAAGUUGUUCAUCAGUCUAGCUAAUAAAGACGAAUAUAAGCAUAAUAAUUAAUGUUUUUUUUAAUUUUAAUACAAUUUUAAUGUCAUAUAUGUACAACAAAUGUUGUGUUUGUUGACUAUGAUUCAUUUUUAUUUUGCAAUAUAUAGUUUUGGGUGCUUUUACUCCUCGGUAUUAUUGGUUAAAAUGUUUAAAAUAGAUGUUUCUAAUGCAAACUAGUACUAUUUGUUGCACAACGUAAAUACAAAAGGUUAUUGCACUUAAGUGGUCUUCACUGCUAUUAAUAGACCCUAAAGUGUCUCAUUUUACUCUCCACAGAAAUCCUCCAAUAUGCUUUUAAGACGGAUACAAACUAAUAAGCAGUGUAGGAGGAUUGAAUGAGACUUGAGGGUGAAAUUUAAUACAGCUGAAAGAAGACUUGGACAUGAAACUCCUACAAGCUGUGGCAAGGAUCCUCUCUCUCAGAGAAAACAGUGGCUCAGCUAGAAAAUGAAGCGAGGACGUGAGCUACGUGCGCAUCCAGCACAUGACGAGAUGAAAUGGAGAGCUUGGGACUUACGGACCUUUUAAACCCAAGCUCUGCCCACGGGUCCGUCGCUGUUUCACAAUUACAAGAGAGAGUGACGAGCGGGAAACAGCUCGUCCGUGGACCCGUGGACACGUAUCACCGAGCGGACAUGGGGCUCAACGGCUUCUGCGCGGCGCCGGUUGGAAGUCCAACCGCCGCGGAGUUACUCGCAGGUCUCGCUUCUCAGACGGACUCCCCCGCUAUUACAACCCCGACGAAGUUGUCCAAAACCGGACUGCCCCUUUACAACGGAGGGGUGGUGUCCCCGUCUGCCACCGUGGAGGGGAGCCACGCAGGCGUUUUGGCUCAAACACCGAACGGUUACCCGGCUAAUAUGAAGGGUUUGUCGGGGGUCACAGGUGGCUCUGUGUACCCCCUCUCUAGUAGUAGAGCCUGCCUGGCUGAGAAUGGGGACUGGACUACUCAUGAGAAGUGCCCUGCGGUAAUGAGGAGGGUCAAUGGAAACUUGAAAGCCAGAGAAGUGCAACAACAGAAACGAAGAGGUGGGGAGAACAGGGACAUGGGGCAGGGGACUGUAAAUGGUCUCAUUUCAGGGUCAACGGGGUCAGGAAGUUCUGCGGAUCUGGGGUUUGCUUCAGGAGAGUCAGAUGCUAAGCGGAGAAGAGAGGGAAGUGUCGCUCAGAAGUCUUCAGAGACCUACAGAGUGGCUCGAACUGUGGGCCCUCUAACUACCACAGUCAACUGCAGCAACGGUUCCCAAAGCAACCAGAUAACAUUUAAUCGUGUGCACUGUGGCGCUGCUCAGUCUCCCUUCACCCCAGCUGCCCCCCACACUAACCAGCACAAUGGACAUGUGGCCUCCUCAGGUCCACCAGCAGCUCCCAGCCAGACCUCUCCUAUCGAGGCUAACAGCAUCCCUACCCCACCUCCCUCUGCUGAGUCUGGCUUGUCUGCAGAGCGCAUAGCACAGCAGUUCAUCAUCCCCUGUAUGAAAUAUUACGGCAUAUGCGUGAAGGACAACUUCCUCAGCCCUCAGCUGGGGGACAUGGUCCUCGAGGAAGUGGAGGUUUUAAAUCGCAGCGGAAAAUUUCGGGGCGGGCAGCUGGUGAGCCAGAAGAACAUCCCAUCUCGGAGCAUCAGGGGUGACCAGAUUGCCUGGGUGGAGGGACGGGAGCCUGGGUGCGAGAGCAUCGGGGCGCUGAUGGCCCAUAUUGAUGAGGCCGUCAUGUACAGUGCUGCCAAUGGACAGCUGGGGGACUAUGUCAUCAAUGGACGCACAAAGGUGAGAGGCAGAUGAGGGUGAGGGUGGGUGGGAAACAAAUCAGGUUAAUGACUGAAUAACAUGUAGAGUAAGUGGACGGUUGUGUCAUGUCUCAGCUGCUCCUGCUUACCAACAGGAAAACACUCACGAACACACGCAUACACCACAGAGGAAGGGUGAGCUAAGAGUCAGGUAGGAUGUCAGGAUGAGCCCUGCUGUGUUUCCUGCACAUGUGAGCAUGAUAAGGGGGGCUGCGGGCUCAGACUCCCCCCUCAAACUUUCCUUAUGCCGGGGUUGAGGCGUGCCUAAGUUUGUCCCCGUCCCUGCCUUCAUACCACAGAUACUCCGAAAGAAAAAAGAAAAGCUCUGUGAGGCUGUAUCUCCUCUACCAUCACUGUAUCUCUUCCUUUGAAGUCUACUUUUCACUGCUUUUUUUGUUUGUUUGUUAAACUUAUUUCAUGUCUCAUUUACCCCACGCCACAAGUUGUCUUUAAUUUUGCGCAACUCCUUUGAGCAAAUACCAAAGCUCUUUAGAUAGCGCUCUUUCAGACUUAACAGCCUGUAACUCUGUAAACUCUACUUCAUCAUAGUCUCUACAGCUGUCUCAGCGAGCAGACCUUCCUCUGUCCUGCACACGCUGCACAGUGUCCAUGGCUGUGUGUAGUACAGAUAACCCUCCCACUCCUAAUCUCACCCCUCCUGCCUGUGGUGACACAGACCCUGAGUUAUCUGAGCCCCAUAGUGUCAUUGACCCCCUCUGGAUGAAGACUGUUUACCCUUGAGUCUAUGUGUACUUUCUCAGAUAUCUACUUAAGUUUUCCCUUGUAUCAUUGAAAACUGGUGCCAUUCGUCAAACCAAAAAAAAAAAAGUCACAUAUUCCUAUCUUGAUAUUCAGUCUUUUCAAUCCAGCAGUGUAAGUACAUUGCAUUGUGUAACUAUCAUUGUGCGUGUCCUUAUCACUUGGGAGUUAAUCAUUGCGUGCCAGUCUAGACUUCGCCAAUACAGCAGGCACAUGUUCAGAAAGCCCACGUCGAAUCGCUUUUAUGUGGAAAGUAACUGAAGGAUGGCGUUAUAGGAAUCCAUCAAUGAUGUGCUCUGAAGUAGACGCAGCAUUAACUGCUCCCCACGGGGAAAUUAGGGAGAUGGUGUUAUGUGCUGUCUGGCAACUCAAGGUUAAUUUCUGCAGUCUCAACUUAAUCCAAAGAGCUGUACAUGACAUUUUUUAGUUAUUUUUUAUGCAUGCAUACAGCGUUUUACUUUUCGCUUUAUUAUAAAUUGUUAAAGUUUCACUAGAAUCAUAUAAGCAGCCAUCUGUGGCAUUCCUCCAAAAGUGAAAUAUCCCUGUCCUUCAGUAUUGCAGCUCUUCAGCUCUGUCCAUACAGCACCAUAUUUUGCAGCCCUCUUCCUUUACACAGCCACUUCUUAGGCAAAUCUCACAUUGCUCUUUUUAGUGCAGUCUGACUGUGCUACUUUCAGGUUAAGUCAUGCCCGCUCAGUGCCAAAAUGACACUGAAAAACAGGAAAGUGAAAUGACUGCAAUGGAAGAGUUGAACCGACUUGUCUGCGUGACAGGUUCCUACUCCGUCUGCAGUUUUCACUAUGAAAUAUUCAAAACUUCUGCCCACUGCAACGUCUGAAGAAACCCUUCUAAUAUCUCUUUGAGCUGCAGCUUCCUGUCUCAUUAGUGUUGGUUUUAAUCUGUAGAACUAACAUAACACUAAAGCCGUCACCUAGAAUCAUCCUGUUCAAGGAAAUUACAAACAAGAUGCUGUUCUACUUCCUGAAUUCGCACUUAUGUGAGGUUAGAAAGCAGGUGAAAGAAGGGGUUCAGUCAGGGGUUGCUAGAUUUGUAUCUGUUGAGGCACUUUUUUGUAAGAUGGUGCCGUUUUCUAUCGUUUUUUUUUUUUUGUCAUGAAGACAUUAUUUUGUUUUGAAUGAUAAUAUUUGAUUUUAUUGUAUGAUUUUCCAGUAUUAGUGCCUUAGUAGUGUGGACUGUUCUUACAACACAAAAAUGUCCCAGCAGGGUGUUCCUGAGGUUAGGAUGGAGUUUGCACGAAAAGGAAGGGAAGUGAUAGGAAAAGUAAAGAGGAGGAGCAUUUUGUCCAAAUAGAAGGUCACUGCGGCUCUUCCGUCCUCUUUUGUGUGGCGACAUUUCUCCUCCAAACCUUAUUUUUUCUACUCGUUCCUUCCUUAUUUCUCCAUCUAUCUUUUGUUUUUAUUCUGACCUCCUUUUCCUCUCCCCUGUCCUUUACGUCACCCUGUCUCUCCUUCAUCUUAUCAACCCCCUUGCUAAGUAAUCAGACAAAAUAUUUCCUUGGCGUUACCUUGGUAACAGGCCAAUACAGAGCAGGGCUCUGUGUUUUGUAUGAAAGAGAUGCAGGGACUGGCAGUGCUUGAAAUAAUAUCUGUGUACCCUGACUCAGUUAGUCAGCAGGAGUCCGGUUCUGUUGCCUGUGAGACGUACGAUAGGUAGAAAGGAUUACAGUGUUAACAAUGGAAAGAUAAUUCAGCAAAUGCAGCGAGGUUUAUGGCAGGGGGGUCGUGUUUUUCAGGAGGGAGACACGUGAGGGAAAAAAAGAAAGAGCGUUAGAGAAAGUGCAAGGAGCGGGAGGAUGAAGGGUGAGAUGGGGGUGAUGCAGCAGCAGCAUCGGUGUGAUGGGUCUGCUGCAGCAACGUGUCCUCAGAUGCCCCUCCUCGAGCUCAGCAGUGCCAUCAUGCAGGCAGGAGCGAGACGUCAUCUGCUCACACGCACAGUGCAGCUGCAGGGCUAACAGCUAGCUUGUUUGCAGAGAUGGAUGGAGGAUGGAGAAAAAGACAGACUGGAGUAGAGAGUGUUGGAGCUGCACAUAGGAUUUCUCUGUGCUAAAUUCUCUGCUGUAAAGGAUUUAAUGACAUCACUUCUGCUGCAGUGUUGCACCUGUUAGUUUUAAUGCACCAGCAUACGUACUGUGCAUAGAUGAAGUUGCAGAGCUUAUAGCCUUGUAUGUUGAUUUGACCAAGAUGUAAGGUCUUUGUUGUGUUGCAUUAUGAAACAAUGGGGAGAUGAGUCAUAUUUGUGUUUUUCAAAUGUAGAUGCAUUAGAGUUAAAACAACCAUUUUAUACACAAACUGAUCAGUUAUCAGCAGCUUCUUUGUCAUCUGGAGAAUAUUUUGGUGUUCUUCUAUGUGAAAAAGUGAACACAAAUAAGGGAACUGUGGACCAUUUUAGCUUAAAGCAGCUUCAAGCAGUAAUUGUUGUGGUUGUUUGUCAGUUUCAUCUCGUCGUGGAUGGACUCUCUUCUGAGAGUAAAUAUCAUUUACUCUUGGGGGAAUUGCAAUUGUCAGUUUCCCUUUUUUCCAUUUUUUUAGACCGAACAACUGUUUGAUAAAUUGAGAAUAAUUUGAAAAAAUAGAUGAGAAAAGCAAAGAGCUGCAGAUCUGAGAUGCAACUCCAACUCCCACAUACUGAAAGUAGGUUAGAGAAAAAUCGUCUGUAUUACCUUCCAAUUGUUUUGAUUUAGUUUUGUUUUUCUGUAUUUUGUUGUUAUGAUUAAAAACAGCACAUCCACCACAUGAUGCAUUCAUGACUUAGCAUUCUGUUUAAAAUCAUGCACUGACAAUCACGGACAGUCCCUGCUUUCUUCAUGCUAACAUCCAGCGGUGACUCACACCAACACAAUAAGCAUAGUUGAAGCCAAAACAGGGCUGUCUUGACUCAUAAACUCCGUGCUUAUUUUCUUACAAUUUUGUGUUCAGAAAGAAACAACAUGAUGUAAAUCGAGAGUAACACUUGAAUAUUUGAUCAUGUUUUCACUUCUCUGGAAAGUGAUAGCAGCGCCCUCUACAAAUAUAACAACCACCAUAAAAAAACGCAAACAAGGCAGUGCACCAUGACUGUUGAACCAUUUCCACUCUAUCCAAGAAGCUGAUACAUAGGGAUGAAUCGAGCUGGAUACUGGACCUGAGCAACAAAGCAGUUCAUCAUAAGUCUAUUGAGUUCCCCCUCCGAUAACUUCGACUCUUUUCCCUUUUUUCAAAUCCAAUCUGGAGGCAGCUCUGAAUACCAGCUGAUCAUGAUUUAUGUCAUGCCCUGUGUCCCGAGCUGCGAAUGAGUAACCAGCUGUGGAAAUGGAGUGAAAUGGCCAUGCCGCUGUGACUCAAUGUGUAACAGCCCCAGAGUUGGUAAACAUCUGUGGUGCUGAAGAGUCCACCCCUUGUGUCAUCCUCAGUGACUCACAGCCCUAAAUGUGUGAUUCUGAUAAUAAACAAUGGCAAGAAGGAAGGGACAUUUUUGGCCUGUUUUAGCACUUCCAUAUGUUGGCAUGAACAGGAUGUUUUGUUUUAACAUUUCAGUUGUUUUUAAGUUAAAGAAGCAGAAAGCUGCAGAGGCACAGAGGUUACAAGUUGUAAUCAAGAGUGGUCGCGUCCUCAUAAAGCCUUUACACCCGCUUGCACUCUGAUGUUCUUGCUGAUCAUGCAGACAAAGUUAAUUAAAGUCGGUUUGGGUUCAGUGCCAAAUGUCUUUCUCUCCUCUCUCACUUUCUUUUUUUUUCUUUCCCUCUGUCUUUCCCCCUGGCUCUACUUUAUAUUAAAUACAAACAACACCAACUUGUUCCAAAAGGGAAAAAAAUAGGCAGCUAUGUAGGCGGUAAAUUAGACGCAAACAGACACCCUUUGAUUUAAGGUUUGGUGGUUUUAAUUUAAAGUAUGUUGUGUUUGUUGAUUCUCUAAACGUCUAUAUAUCAGCCUUUUAGAUAGUACAAGCUUAGUUAGCUCACUGAAACAAGUUCCUAAAUUGCUGUAAAACUGUCAGUGCUUUGUCAAUCUUAGCUCAGUCCUCCUAGGCAACCUACAGCAUACAGCGUGUUAUCUUCAGCCUACAUCACCUUCCUACACGACAUUUUUACACCACGCCUUCCUCUAGGCACAUAUAUUUUUAUUACCUACUUUUUGUCAUGUUUGUCCCCUCACCCUCUCUGCUUCAAAAGCAAUAAUGGCGGUAUUUGCCCAUGCUUAUCUAGCCCCCACCCCGUCCACCUUCACUCUCUCCACCAUCAUUCCUCUUAUCAGAAUAUACGUGCAGGAUUGGAGUUUAUUUUUGCUCUUGUCCAGAACAGCCUGUUCUCCGCUCUGUUCUCCUGUCACCUUUGCAUCACAGGUAUCUUCGCUGUGCUGUUAAUGAGGGUACAGGAGGUGGGUGCCGAUGAGACCCCAGAGUGUUAUUACGGGUGAGGAGGGCAGAAAUGACAGAUAGGAUCGAGGCGUGCUGUGUCACGCUGUGUGACUGAAUGUUUGUACAGAAGCGACAGACUGGAGAAAACUCCUGUGUGUGUGUGUGUGUAGAGCAUGUUUGACGUGUGAUCAUUUUUUUCAAUACCUGGUGUUAGCUUAGACUCAAAAUGACAACAAAUAAUUAUAUACUUGUCUUGUUAAAGCUUUGGUGGAGACAUUUUGGUUGUAUUUUUAUGCUGCGGGCCUGGGCUGAGCUGUCCGCUGUGACGUGUUACAUGUUAAUUGUGGUUAAUUACAUUUGUCAAGACUGUGACCAGUUUAAAAAGAGUGUUUGCUGGAAAAGUAGCCGCCCUUGAAUACAUACACCAACCAAAAUAAACACUCAACCUUUUUAUGAAUAGAGAAAAAGAAACAAUGCUUGACAUGGUUUCAUCGAACAGGUCAGGUAAGCCCGAUGACCCCGUCAUUGUCUAAACAGAUCAGUCACAACAAAUUGCCUCCAAAUCGCCUUUGAAUUACAUUCAUGUUUCUAAUGAUUUUUAUAUUCAUACACAAUUUUUCCCUUUUUUUCGGUCACAUUCAUUUUGACACAGCAGGUCUGUUUGUCGCUUGAAGCCCAGAGCAAAAGGUCUGGAGGUUAAUGAGCUCUGACUGCGAACGUUGGUCAGUAAUGAGAGCUGACAAUGACAGCUUAACAGAGUCACACGCACAGUCGACCGGCUCAGUGGGCUGUGAGCGCGCAGAGGAACACGAUAAGACAUGGAGGAGGAGGGAAACUCGUGUUCGGACAGAAUCCCCGGCCAACAAAAAUCUAUCAACACAUUUGAGUUUCACAAACAGCACAAAGAAGAGUGUUUGUCUUAGAAAUUUAUGAAAGCGUUGUUGAUUUCCUCUGGGUUAGGACUCUCGCACCAAAGCAUGUCCUGAGACGGGCUUAAAAGAUAGUGUCAGGAAAGUUAAAUCGAUAUUGCGGCGAUGCAGAACCUGUUAGUCAUAAAAGAUAGUGUCCCAGAGCCAAAAUGAAAAGAUGCAGUGAGGUUUUCUUCUGUUUUAGAGCAACAUAAGUCAAGACAGCGACAGUAUCUUUCUUUGUAGUCGGACUUGAAAGAUAGCAGAGUGGUUAUUCAUCAGCAAGCUGGCAGCUAACAUCACCUAGCAUCCCUAUCUUCAGGGAUGUGGACUGCUGUCAGUCUGUUUGUGAAUCAGCCAAAAUAAUGUUUCCUGCAGGUUUCAGGGACAGAUUGAAAAACUGUCCUCAGAUCAGAGCAUGUCCCUGUGCCUCAUACUGAUAUGUCAUGGUGACACUCAUGCAGCUGAUUCUCUUCCUGAUACACUACAUUUGCAGUCACGGGGCCCUGCUGCAGCCCAGGUCUGGAAUGUGUGUUAAGUGAAGAGCUCUUACGCAGGUCUCAGUUCCCCUGGGAGUCCCCAGAGAAAGCAGGGCUCUCCUGCUUCUCAGCCUUACAAGCAAGUACUUUGAGCAGGGGAAAUACCAGCAUGACGGUCUAUUGUUUGAACCUGGAUACUCCAUCUGUAGGUCACUAUAAAGCAGGGAACAACAAUUGAACUCUAGCACAUUUCCCCGCUCUAUCGUUUGACUGUUGGUCUCACGAGUGACUAAAAUAACCACCAGUGAGUGCGUAUUGAUCACUUUACGCUCCGCCCUCGGAUGACUUUAUGAUCAUGCCUCAGAUUACGCAGAACAGCCAGCCAACCUUAAAUGUAAAAAAAAAUAAUUACAGUAAUUAAAAUACUUUACUUGUGACAACACUACUAGGGAUGGGAAUCAAGAACCGGUUCUUGUUGAGAACCGGUUUCAAAUGGUUCAAUCCAUCAACAUCAUUAACAUUGUAUCUUAAUGAUUCCCUUAAUGAUUCCUUUCUUCUGGAUUCCUUGAAAAACGGUGUCAUGAGUGCCAGUCCACGCGAACGAGAACAGAGACUUUAAGGCAAAAAACAUGGCGGACGGUACGAAAAGUAGGCAGAAACGAUCUAAAGCGUGGCUCCAAAUUUUGUGCGCGACUCCGCCCCGCGUAGUAGUGCCCAGAAUAUGGUCACUCUAAUUUGACUUCAUACCUACCGAAGUAAAUGUUGUACAAAUAGUUUGUUCUCAUCUCGCUGUUAUUUUGAGUUAAUGGUGAAAACCUAUCGUCUACUUUUUUUUUAAAUCAAAGAAAGGCAUUGAUAAGGGAAUCAUUAAAGAAUUGAAUCGAUAAGCAGAAUCAAUAAUGGCAUCGAUAUCAAUGAAGUCUUAAACAUUACAAAAAGUGUGAUUUUACAGUGUUUAACACAAUGCAAACUAACCAUGCUGCUUCCUCUGUUGUUAGGCUAUGGUCGCCUGCUACCCGGGGAAUGGGGCAGGGUAUGUCCGCCAUGUUGACAACCCUAACGGUGAUGGACGCUGCAUUACCUGCAUCUACUAUCUUAACAAGAAUUGGGACGUCAAGGUAGGUGUACAAGUUUGAGUGUUACAUCACUUUUAAGCAUGAAGUAUAGAUUAAGUUUUUAAUAUUCAUCUGCUGUCAGAAUGCUUAAACUCAGUGGCCUCUCAGUUUGACUUUUUAAAAAACUUUUAUUCUCUGGAUUUAUUGUUUUUGUUAAAUUUUCCUGUUUUGUUUGCUUUGUAGAAACAAGGAGGGCUGCUGCAGAUCUACCCUGAGGGCAAAAAUGUGGUAGCCAACAUCGAGCCUCUGUUCGACCGGCUGCUCAUCUUCUGGUCUGACCGCAGGAACCCACACGAAGUCAAGCCAGCCUACGCCACUCGGUUAGUGAUUCUUAAACAUGCUGGGGUCCUGAGCGUGUAGUACUCACACAAAAACAACAACAGAGUUUUAAUACAGAGACCAGGCACACUGCCAAUAUUAACAUUUCUACAUGCAGCAUAUGUACAUAGAGUUAACACCACAUCGAUUUUACUGCAUUUAUUUAACAGGCAUGUCAGAAUAAUUUAACAAACUUUGUGUUAAAAACAAAUGUGGAAUAUUAACUUUUAGGUUUUAAAGCACAACUAUUCAAAAAGAUCAGUUUCAUCUUGUUUAUUUUAAUUUUAAUGCACUUCUCAAGUCAAGAACUUUGUUAUCUAAGGAGUUUAAGUCGGAUAAAAAUAAGAUUAUGAGUCGAAAACUUUCUCUGAUUCGCUGAUUCACAACCAGACUUUCGUAAAUCCUUGCACACAUGUAGUUAUUUACAUGAUAUAGUAGUUGCUGCAGAUAGUUGAGUCCAUUGAGGACACACGACACCCUGUCCUCUCGUUCGGUCUCCAUCAAACUGCUGGGGGGCGAGGUGGAGCUGGAGGCAGGAAGUAUGUGUUUCCUGAGGGGGUCGGUGGGAGGGAGAGGGGAGGAAGGUUCGAUUGCAGGACUCGUGCUGGAGAGGCACAGACAUGAGAGACAGGAAUAAACAACACAGCCCCACAGGAGAGGCUCCAAACGGAGGAGAUUAACCCUCUGCUUCCCAAGACAGUCUGCUCUUCACAAAAUAAGAUCAUGUCAUAUUAACAUUUUCGACCAACCAAAACAAUAAAAUUUCUCCUAGCUUUUUCAAAAACUUCUGAAGAAAUUUGCAGGUGUUUCCACAUUUAAGUAAUGUUGGUGACUUUGUUUCCCCGUGUAAAAGACAUUUAAUUACUUAUUACUGGCUUUUUUCACUUUAACUUCUCACAGACAAGACAAAUAUCUUUCUCUGAAGUUCCACACAUACAUAAAAUAAAUGAGACAGUGGUGUUGGUGUUACUAAUAAACCUUUGUCCUUCUUAAAUUGCAGCUAUGCCAUCACAGUCUGGUACUUUGAUGCCAAAGAGAGAUCUGAAGCUAAAGAGAAGUACAGAUUAGGUGAGUGUCUUCAGUAACUUUAAUUUCUGUUUCAUUUCUUUCUCAAACUGUCUCACCUUUGCUUUUAUUUUCACUGCUUAUCUCAGCGCGUGACUAACAUGCUCUUUUCUCUUGUGUGUGUCCAUAGCAACAGGACAGAAAGGUGUUCAAGUGCCUGUCACUCCAAACAGCAGGACUUAAGACGCAUCGACUAACUGGAGAGUCUGUGAAAGUAUUAUGUGCCUUCCUGAAACGCUAAUGGACGUCAUGAUCAUAAAGGGAGACACGUCAAACUGUCGGUCCUCACCGCAGCUAUAUGCUAUUUCUGCAGUGUCAGCAGUCACGUCACCAGCUGUGAUGUCAUGUUUUCCUGCCAUGUGAUUGGUCUGCUGAUGAAGGACAUGGCAGAUAGAGAGCACAACGAACUGGAUUGUGUGGUGAAGGAAGAUAAAAUUUCACGUCAUGGCGGCAAAAGGAGAAGAAGAAAAUAAAUCUGACGUCUUACUGAAUCAUGUAUGAAGACAACACUGUUAAAAAAACAGACUUUUUCUUUCAUUUGGUUGCAGUUUUGCCUGUUUAGUUUUCAGUGGCGUUGUGAUAUAUUAAGAAAUUAGUGGUGCACAUUGCUCAAGUGUCAUUUUCAAUUCAAAUUCAUUGAGCAUAUGUGAUGAAGCGAUGGACUAAUGUUGGGAAUAGGGAUGCAAGGGGUAGAAAUCAAGGGUGUUACCCCGAAAUCAAUAAAUCACUUAGUUUUUUUUAAGUUGUCUCCUUGUCUCAUGUUGUGGACAAGUGUGCGAGUGUAAAAACAGAAGCACAGAAAAGAAAACACAUCAAUGGACUGAUCGUUUAUGAAACUGUAAAAAGAUGUUCAACGACACGUAUUCAGAAAGUCCUGGCUUAAGCACUAAACCAAAACAUACCAGAAACACACCUGAAACAUGCAUGAGGACAAAUUACUGUAGAUUUAAAACCGCAAAGCACACUUACUACCGUCGCAAAAGUAUUUAAGACUUCUUUAUACUAUCUCGCUAAGAGUCGUAGAUCUUGGAAAAAAGAAUCACUGAAUAAUCCAGCAUGGAUGGUUCUUGCAUUUUUAUGGUAGUUGCUAACUGUGAUUUUCUUUCAAGUGUACCGAUGGUAAACAAAGCUUUCUACAUAUUGGAUGAGAAGUGCUCUCUGUGUGAUUAACAUGCACACAACACACAUGAGACAAGAGGCGAGCUGUUCAGUGACAGGGUUCAAUAACAGGGUUUGAUCAAACCAUUUGCUUUUUGUGUUGGAGUGGGUGUUUGUUUAUGAGUGUAUGCACAUCUCAACUUUUAACUGUUUUAAACAUGAUGCAAACAGGGUGUGUGUAACGUCAACGUGGAAACUGUCAGACUAACCUUCUUCCCAAACACACGCACACACACACACACAUACACAUACAUGCCUGUACACUGAUGAUAACCAUUUACAGUAUAAAGCACAGAGAUGAGCAUACACUGUAUGUGACCUGCAGGAUCAGACUGCUGCCUGCGUAUGUGUGGGAUUGAGUGUGUUAAUAUGUGUACUUGCACAUGUAAGUGACAGUUUACACUGUCUCGGAGAGGGUGGUAGAUGUUGUCUGGUGUAUUUCAGAUGGGUUAAAGAGAAGGUUAUUUUCAAAAGCACUUUAUUGUUUGAAAUGCCAUGUGUGAAUGAUGGAAAAAUAUAACUCGAAAUGUAGAUUAAUGCCUCUAUGGUGUGGAUAAUAUGGUCUUUCAAAUGCAAUAGAAACUAAAACAAGGAGAACAAAUGGAAGUUGUUUGCAUUUUUUUUCUUUUUUAAAAUUCUGUAUUAUUUGAUUAAAACCUGUCUGUUUUCCUACAGA
Xyrichtys novacula (pearly razorfish) is the source of this 13186-nucleotide messenger RNA. NCBI's taxonomy places the organism in Eukaryota, Metazoa, Chordata, Actinopteri, Labriformes, Labridae. The record is from the annotation of a GenBank genome assembly.